This is a messenger RNA of Selaginella moellendorffii, 830 nucleotides long. RefSeq lists its product as uncharacterized. Bases 30 to 572 code for a protein of 180 amino acids. Lineage: Eukaryota; Viridiplantae; Streptophyta; Lycopodiopsida; Selaginellales; Selaginellaceae. The record is from RefSeq and is a predicted model, not a curated record. The transcript is spliced from 2 exons.
UGUGACCUUUUAGGGCUGAUGAUGAGAGAAUGCUGCGAGGAGGUGGAGGUAAGGCGGCUGUGGGGGGCUUGUUGAGGCAGCUCCGAUCGCUCCACUUGCCUCGGCGAUGGUUCGCUGACAAGGGAUUCACGCGCAGGGACUUCAGCGAUCGGGGGUUCCAGGAGGAGGGCUACAUCAGCGAGAAUUGCUUCCGCAGCACGGCGCUCCAUCGAUUCAAGGAGGCCCGCGACUUCACCCACGCGCCAGUCUUCUCGGGCUUCGACGAGGACGAGCGCGCUUACAGGGCCAGGCUGAGGAGGGCGCGUAUUAGUACCACCGCCAGCAAUGCUGCAUCCAAAGAGGGAGGAGAGGAGCGAAAGCUCGCUCGAUCUCCAAAGCUUGCGGGAAAGCUCCCCGAGGCGUUUGAUCUCUCCGGGCGCAAGCGAAAGAUCGACAACAAGAGGAAGAUGCUCAUGAGCCGAGCUUUCAAGGACUAUACCGGGUUUGAGUACGAGGGAAGCGGCCUGGACGAGCACACUAUAAAGGAGAUGGACAGGAAGAAGAAGCUGGGACGAGACAAGCUCCACAAGUGAUAUAGAUGUCUUGAACGAAUCUAUCAAUGCUCGGAGCGUUUGUAGCGAUGGAAAGAACACAAGAAGGCUCCAACGAAUCUAUCAGUGCUCGAAGCUUUUGUAGCAACACAGGAAAGUUAGAAGAGCUUAUAGCGCAAACAAGACAAGCAUUGGAGGAGAAAACUAUGUACAAGGUACUUGUAGUGUGUACGUAUGUAUGUAGGUAGUGUCGACAGAUCCAGGUAGUUAAACUGCGAGAGACCACAAACUUUGGAGAAA